AUGGCGAACCAUCACCCAUCUCCGCCAAUGCAGAUCCAAAUGCAUCAUGGCCCUCCGGGACCCCCUGGUGCCCUUCCACCAUCGCCCGGCUGGGUCCAAGGCCGCCAGACACUGAUGCAAUUGAACGAGAUAGUAUGGGUUCAGCUAGGUGCCGUAGCGGAGCUUAUGGGCAAUCUCGACGAAGCCUUGUCAUACUAUGAGAACGCUCUGCGGGGCAACCCUAAUUCUAUUCCGGCUAUGAAUGCUAUGAGUCUUGUCCUCAGGACGCGCGAAGAAUUCCCAAAGGCGGCCGAAUACCUCCAGGCGAUUCUAAAGCUCGACGACCGGAACGGAGAUGCAUGGGGGAGUUUAGGACAUUGCUACCUCAUGAUGGACGAUUUACAGCAGGCAUAUGCCGCAUACCAGUCAGCCUUGCUCAAUCUCCGAAAUCCAAAGGAGCCAAGGCUUUGGUACGGCAUAGGCAUCCUGUAUGACCGAUAUGGGUCUCUCGAACACGCCGAAGAGGCCUUCUCUCAGGUCAUGCAAAUGCAACCAGAUUUUGACAAGGCGCACGAAAUCUAUUUCCGCCUCGGUAUCAUAUAUAAGCAGCAGCAGAAGUACAGUUUGUCGCUCGAGUGCUUCAAGUACAUUGUCAACUCGCCGCCAACCCCCCUCACCGAAGAGGACAUUUGGUUCCAGAUUGGCCAUGUCCACGAGCAGCAAAAAGAUUACGACAGCGCAAAGGCCGCAUACCUUCGUGUUCUCGACCGUGAUCCCAACCAUGCAAAAGUGCUGCAGCAGCUUGGCUGGCUGCACCACCAGCAGAGCAAUAGCUUCUCCGCCCAGGAGAGAGCUAUCGAUUACCUCGAGAAGUCCGUCGCAGCUGAUAAUACGGAUGCUCAGAGCUGGUAUCUCCUUGGAAGGUGUUACAUGGCACAGCAGAAGUACCCUAAAGCGUAUGAGGCCUAUCAGCAGGCCGUGUACCGUGACGGCCGGAACCCUACGUUUUGGUGUUCGAUUGGUGUUCUCUACUACCAGAUCAACCAGUAUCGCGAUGCACUUGAUGCGUACUCUCGUGCCAUCCGCUUGAACCCGUACAUCUCAGAAGUCUGGUAUGACCUGGGUACUCUGUAUGAAUCGUGCAACAACCAAGUUAGCGACGCACUCGACGCAUAUCAAAGGGCCGCCGAACUGGACCCCACGAACCAACAUAUCAAGGCAAGGCUGCAGCUACUGCGGAAUGGGCCAGCGAACGGAGCCCCACCAGGACAGGCGCCCAUGCCAACAGAUGUCCACCCGCACACAUACCAAGUUUCCGGAGCUCUUGGUCCUCCUGGCCCCCAGUGGGCCGGAUCCGGCUCAGCACCGCAACCUCCGCCAGGGCCGCAGCCCAUGCUCGGCGCCGCUCCGGGACCAGGACAGGGCCCUAAUUCGUGGGGCGGAAGGAUCUCGGAGAUUAACCCUCCUCCGCAACCGCCCAACCCAUAUGCCCCAGAUCGUGAGCCCUUUCGUGGCCAAGCUCCCCCCAUUCCACGCCAGCCCAGCCCCCGGCAGGAGCAUCAGAUGAGGCCAUAUUUGGAUGCCGGCCGGGGGCCGGAGUCCCUGCGACGUGGAUUGUCUCCUCCGCCCCCUUCGCACUACGCCGCCCCUCCGCCGCCACCUCCGCCCCAGCAAGCUCAGCAGGCGCCUCAGCCAUCCCAGCUGCCCCCGCGGAUACGCAAUCCUACCUUUGGCGGCCUCACGUCAAAUGCCCUCCAGCCGUCGUCCGGACUGGGACCAAAUGGACCUCCACUGAUGCCGUACCGCACCAGUAGCCCGAGGAAUGAUGGCAGACCUCCCAUGCACGACAGCCGUAUGCCGUCGCCUAAGUCGGCGUAUCCGCAGCAUCAGCCGCCAUAUCCGCCGCACCCUGAGCAGGCUGGUCCGAACGGCCCUGAGCCUGGUGUCCCCCUUGCUCCCCAUCCGGGCAUGCCUUCCGAUCCUUCAAUGCACCGCGACCAUGACCCGCGCCCGCCGUCGGUCGGUCCUAAGCGUAGACCGGAAUGGGACGACGAGAGAGAAGUAAAGAAGCCAUCGACCGAGGAGAGCCGCGCUCGCAUGGAUGACGUGCGACAUCGCCGCCCAUCAACCCCCCCUCGCAUCGAACCACCAUAUCGCCGCAACUCGUCUGAAGCUCGCCGGUUUGAUGAUCGGCGCAUGGAAGACGCACGCCGGGCCGAAGACCAGCGACGAGUAGAGGAGAUGCGCCGCGCGGACGAGCAGCGUCACGCCAAUGACGGCUAUCAUCCUUCCGAGGCCGCGCAUCAUCCCCAGUCGCACUCGGUGGCCGCUCAUCUGCCACCAAUGCAGCCGCAGGGCCCGUCCCCUAUGCAGCAUGGCCCGUCCCCGAUGCAAAAUCUCAUCCAUGACGGUCCUGGACCUCAGCCAGGCCCCGUUCCAAAGGAAUACCCCCCUGCGCCCGAGGAAAGGCGAAUGGAGCAUCCCUCCUCUCACCCGCCCAUCAUCAACGAGCCCGAACGUGCCGCUCGUAAAAUGGAGGUUGACGAGGACUAUGAUGACAGUGGUGAGGAAGAUAAAAAGGCAGGGGUUGUUUCCGGGCCCACCUCGGGUCCAGGGUCCGCCACGGGCGAGAUGAAGAAUGGGACCCCGACGAGCGCGAGCAUCAACGGUAUUAUGGGGCAAAAGGUGGAGUGUAGCUGA
Messenger RNA from Lasiosphaeria miniovina, 2679 nucleotides. RefSeq lists its product as uncharacterized. NCBI's taxonomy places the organism in Eukaryota, Fungi, Ascomycota, Sordariomycetes, Sordariales, Lasiosphaeriaceae. Gene Ontology annotation, cellular component: transcription repressor complex. Gene Ontology annotation, biological process: negative regulation of transcription by RNA polymerase II. The record is from RefSeq and is a predicted model, not a curated record. Bases 1 to 2679 code for a protein of 892 amino acids. Gene Ontology annotation, molecular function: chromatin DNA binding; RNA polymerase II cis-regulatory region sequence-specific DNA binding; protein binding. The transcript has 8 exons.